Messenger RNA from Clarias gariepinus (North African catfish), 585 nucleotides. RefSeq names its product major intrinsically disordered NOTCH2-binding receptor 1-like. Lineage: Eukaryota; Metazoa; Chordata; Actinopteri; Siluriformes; Clariidae. The record is from RefSeq and is a predicted model, not a curated record. The transcript has 3 exons. Bases 1 to 585 code for a protein of 194 amino acids.
AUGGACAUUACUGUUCUCCCCAACAAUAAUCAUCCAGAGAAAUUCCUUCAACUUGAUGUGGGGAUGCUACCAGCCACACACGGAAUGUUCCAGAUAGGAGCAGCACUUUCUGGACAGAGGCAGUGGCACAACAGAGUAUACUCACAGGGAGAGCAGAGAGGAAGGAAGGAGGCAGAAAGACCACCAUCACCAGAGGGCAGCCCUGACUUCAGAGACAGUGAGCUGGAACAGCAUAUCACACCACUCACUCUGAAACCGAAGAUCAAGCAAAACCCCCUCUAUGUGGAUUUAAGGACUGUCGACAUAGAGGAGAACCAGAGAUCUAAACCAUCCUGGACCAUUGAGGACUAUGACAGACAUUCUCUGCAUGGCAACCUUGCCAAUUAUCUACAGGAAGACCCUAGGAAACUGAAUUUUUGGCUAGAGGAUCUCUACACCCCGGGCUUUGACUCCCUGCUGAAGAAGAAGGAAGCAGAACUUAAAAGGAACAAAAUGUGCCGAAUCCUGACUUCAGUUAUUGUGUCAGUGUGCGUAAUAGUGAUUGUUAUCACCGUGCCAAUUGUUGUGACACAAAAAAAAGACUGA